AUGUCCCGCCCAGCAGUCACCGCCCUCGCCCGCCCCCUCGCCCGCCAGCCCACAUCCCUCCCCGCAAGACGGUAUGCCAGCCACGGCCCCAGCUACAACCCUCCCUCUGGUUACAUCUUCGGCGAACGUCCGCCAAAAGACGGGAAGCGAGUGAAGGAAUCUUGGGAAAACAUCUACUACGUUGGCAUGUUUGGUGGUAUGGCCUUGAUGGGUAUUGUCUACGCCUAUAAGCCCGACACAAGUAUUCAAACCUGGGCUUUGAAGGAGGCUAGAGAGCGAUUGGAAGCUAGGGGCGAGGAGUACCAAUACAAGCCCAAGACCGCUUAG
Messenger RNA from Cryptococcus wingfieldii CBS 7118, 327 nucleotides. RefSeq lists its product as hypothetical. The coding region runs from base 1 to 327 and encodes 108 amino acids. NCBI's taxonomy places the organism in Eukaryota, Fungi, Basidiomycota, Tremellomycetes, Tremellales, Cryptococcaceae. The record is from RefSeq and is a predicted model, not a curated record. The transcript has 4 exons.